Molecule: messenger RNA, 1637 nt
Organism: Sycon ciliatum
Lineage: Eukaryota; Metazoa; Porifera; Calcarea; Leucosolenida; Sycettidae
Product: ras-related protein Rab-2
Exons: 9
Coding region: 204-848 (214 amino acids)
Biological process (GO): vesicle-mediated transport
Cellular component (GO): Golgi apparatus
Molecular function (GO): GTP binding; GTPase activity
Source: RefSeq, a predicted model, not a curated record
AAGACGGACCGACCUUUCGAACAACAGCAACCAACCCUCUCAGCUUCAGCUUGCUCCUGACUGUGAUCAAACGACGGAAGCUGCCGAAGAAAGAAACCUAGAGAAGCAGUGCUAGACAAAUUAGAAACAGUCGUGUGAAGAACUUCGCCGGACUACGUGGAUUUGAGUUUAUCCCACUACCGGCUGGGUAGACAAGUGGCACAAUGUCGUACUCCUACUUGUUCAAGUAUAUUAUCAUCGGUGACACAGGUGUUGGCAAGUCCUGCCUGCUGCUGCAGUUCACGGAUAAGCGGUUCCAACCAGUGCAUGACUUGACCAUUGGUGUGGAGUUUGGUGCUCGUAUGAUUACUAUUGAUAAUAAACAAAUCAAACUUCAAAUUUGGGAUACAGCUGGUCAGGAAUCAUUCAGAUCGAUCACACGUUCUUACUACAGAGGAGCUGCCGGAGCAUUACUGGUGUAUGACAUCACACGGAGAGACACAUUCAACCACCUGACAACGUGGCUCGAGGAUGCACGUCAGCACUCUUCUUCAAACAUGGUUAUCAUGCUGAUCGGAAACAAGAGUGAUUUGGAAGCCCGCAGAGAAGUGAAGAAGGAGGAAGGUGAAGCUUUUGCCGCAGAGCAUGGCCUUGUAUUCAUGGAGACAUCUGCAAAAACAGCUGCUAACGUAGAAGAGGCAUUCAUUGACACAGCUAAGGUGAUAUACGAGAAAAUCAAGGAGGGAGUAUUUGAUGUUAACAACGAGGCGAAUGGCAUCAAACUUGGACCCCAGCACACACCUGCCAGCCAGGGUGGUGGACAGGCUGCCGGUGGCGGUGCCAAUGCUGGUGGUGGUGGAUGUUGCUAGUUAAGGCGCUGCGGGUACAACAGGCCUAUCCACCGCUGCUGGGUGCUUUCUCUCAGGCUACUGACACACCUCCAGGAGUGCCGCGCUUCUGUGCUGCACUCGUCCAUUCUGUGUUCGACUUGCACCACGGGGAGACUAUGUGGGCCUACGCCUUGAUGCCCCUACACUCCUUACUAGUCCUGCUGCUGCUUGUCGAUGCCUUGGUUUUGUGGUGUGUCCCUUUUAUGUGGCUUCUUUCUCCUCCUCCUUCUCCUCCCCCCCCCCCCUCUCUCUCUCGUUCUCUCUCUCGCUCUCUCUCUCUCUCUCUCCUUCACACUUCCGCAUGCCCCCCCCCCCCACACACGCACUAGCACAUGCGUGGUAAUUGAAAACAUGUGCACACUUAUCUCUAAUCUCUUUUACUUUUUUUGGACCCGCAGUUUUUGUAUAUUCUGCCUGGUGCAUUCCUGGCUGUUUUCCGUCGUCCCAUCGUGCUCAUCUUUUACUUCUGUUGUUAUUCACGUUGUUUAUGCAUACCAAGACAACAGCACUCACUAGAAGUCUACUCACAGACAGACUGAUGAUACCCCGGCUGGGAGGACAGCUGCACAUGGAAUAAUUACGAUAUCUAAGAGUUUCCUAGAACUUAUCAUUUACUCAUCAUGAAUAUUUUUCUUCUCCCGUCCGUGUUUGUUUCAUUAUUAUUCGCUGCUAUCGCCGGUAUGGGUGGCGAGAUUGUGGAAUGCCCACAUCCACCGGCCGUUGCCAUUGCUUCGUGCCCUGCUGUAAAUACAAGUGAUUUGAUUUUUA